CAUUUUAUUUCCUCUGCUGGAGCAGGGAUCAUGUCUACAGCAGCCUUUAAAUGAGAAGAGCUUUGAGCUGGAAAACGAGCUGCUUUUAGGCAAUAACAUUCUAAAUAUUCCUGUCCUGCAGUCCUGUUCCCCUGGGAUAACUGGGAUCAGCUGAAUUGUGAUUGUUGUUUGACUGUGCUGCUUUUGCCUCUGGUGACCACUGUGCUUGAUUCCUCUUGUUUUAAACCACAGCCUUGCUGAGUGCUUGGGGCAAAGCUGUGUUUUAAGUGACUCUCAUGACUACGUGAGAAGCUGCCAGCAGCAGGUCUGAGCUUCCACUCUCCUCUUCCAAAUGAGUUCCUAACCUGAUGCAUCGAGUGCUCUGGCUAGAAAAGCAGUUUCAGAAGGGCUGUGCUUCUCCCUCCUUCUCCUCUGCCUAUUUAUAUUCGCGGUGACGUUGCUGGAGUGUUUGCUUUGGAAGAAAUCUCUCCGUCUGUCUGAGGCAAACUGAAAGCAAAGCUGCAGGAGAAAGCGUUCAAAGCUGCAGGAGAAAGCAUUCCUUUCUUCUCCUGCUGGGGAGAAGGGAGGCCUGGAGAGCCAGAGGAAAUGAUCACCUGGGAAGGACAGGAAGCCUGGCAAGGCGCUUCCCGCGGGGCUAGCGAGCAGCUGGGAGAGGAGCACUGAAGAAGCCCAGCCCGGGGGAAGUUGAAAGGCAACUUUGAAGGCGAAGGAAGUCGGGGCUGGCGAAGGAGGCGCGGGCGCGCUCCGGGAGUGGCCGCGCCGCCGCCGUGUCCCCGUCCUGCUGCCGGGAGCGGCGCGUCUGGCUGCGGCUGGAAGGGGAAAAGCCGCGUUUUCUGCUGCUCUCUGCCGCCUCAUUUCCAGCAGAAGAAGAAUGCCAGCACGAAGAUGAAGUAGAGCGUUUCCUAUGCUGGCCGCACGCUGGUGUCGGCUGGGCAGGGACGGGCUCUCGCUCUGGCCAAACCCAUUCCAGGGACAAGAUGAAGCCAAGGAGGAGCUUCCCACCACGCUGGAGCCUCAGUGACUGCUGCCCACUUUUUUAAAACCCAUGUGCCACCGUCCCUGGCGAGAUGAAAGAAGUGGUGCUGUGGUCACCCGAGGAGGUGACCAGCUGGCUGACGGACAAUGCCGUGCCGGAGUACUGUGAGCCCCUGAAGAACUUCACCGGGCGGGACCUCAUCAACCUGACGGAGGAGGAUUUCAAGAAAUCCCCUCUGUGCCGGGUGUCUUCCGACAGCGGGCAGCGGCUGUUGAACAUGAUCGAGGGGCUGAAGAUGGCUCACCACAUGGAGGCUCACAAGAACGGCCACGCCAACGGGCACGUGCGCGCCGGCGACGCCGCGCGCCAGAACGGCUUUGGCGCCGCGCUCAAGCUCAAUGGGGUCCCCAACGGGUUCAAGAAGGAGAUGAUCAAGAUCCCCAUGCCGGAGCCGGAGCGCUCGCAGUAUCCCAUGGAGUGGGGCAAGACUUUCCUGGCUUUUAUUUAUGCACUUUUUUGUUUCGUCUUCACCACGGUGACUAUCUCGGUGGUUCAUGAACGAGUGCCUCCCAAGGAGGUGCAGCCUCCCCUCCCAGAUGCAUUUUUUGAUCGCUUUGAUCGGGUGCAAUGGGCUUUUUCUAUUUGUGAAAUCAACGGCAUGAUCCUUGUAGGACUGUGGUUUGUUCAGUGGCUGCUCUUAAAAUACAAGUCUAUAAUUAGCAGAAGAUUUUUCUGUAUUGUUGGCACACUAUACCUGUACCGGUGUAUUACCAUGUACGUGACUACACUCCCAGUACCUGGAAUGCAUUUCAAGUGUUCUCCAAAGCUCUUUGGAGACUGGGAAUCCCACCUGCGAAGGAUAAUGAAGUUGAUUGCUGGCGGAGGCUUGUCCAUCACGGGCUCCCACAACAUGUGUGGGGACUACCUGUACAGCGGCCACACCGUCAUCCUAACCCUCACCUACCUGUUCAUCAAAGAGUAUUCCCCACGGCGACUCUGGUGGUACCACUGGCUCUGCUGGGCGCUCAGCAUGGUGGGGAUGUUCUGCAUCCUCCUUGCUCAUGACCACUACACUGUGGACGUGGUGGUGGCUUACUACAUCACUACAAGGCUAUUCUGGUGGUACCACACAAUGGCCAACCAGCAAGUGCUAAAAGAAGCUUCCCAAACGAACCUCCUUGCAAGGGUCUGGUGGUACAAGCCCUUCCAGUACUUUGAGAAGAAUGUCCAAGGAAUUGUACCUCGCUCCUACCACUGGCCCCUGCGGUGUCCGGCGCUGGCGCGGGGCCGGCAGGUCAAGUACAGCCGCCUGGUGAGUGACACGUAACAGUGUCACCAGAGCCCCGAAAGGACCUGUCCCAAGUGCUCACAACUCCAAGAGAAGAUGCCAUAAACAAAAAUCCACCGCUCCCUAACCCUUUCUUUAGCAGCUCCCUGGACCUGACCUGUUCAGUUACCUGGUAAGCACUGUGAUCUUUUUUUCUCUCCAAAGGAUCUGCGUUGGACAACAAUAAAGAGAAUUUAACUGAUCAUGCACUGUUAUACAUUUCUUGUUGAUAGAGUUGGGAUUUGCAUUUGCCCAUCACCAUGUUCCUUUGUAUAUGAUGCGACAACAUAGAUGAAAAGCUUUUAUAUCAUAAGUUCUGGUCUUUCCAGUCACGUCUGGGAACAAAGCAUAUUAUUUUCUUGGGAAAACAUACUUUUCAUAUCUCUUGCCCCAAAGAUUGGGCUGUAAGCCAUUUUCUAGCAAAUGACUAUAUGAAGGUUUCUAAAUAUCUGCCUUGGGUGAAAUCAAGAAAUCUUUCUACCUGUUGCACCGCGCUACGAAUAAGAUGAUAGACACAGAAAGGUUUGGUAAAUCCUGAUUUUGUAGAUUCUGCAGUGACUGUGUCAAAAAAGUGCAAAAAUAAAAAAAAAAAAAAAAGAAAAAAAAACAAAAAAAAAAAAAGAGAGAAAAAAUGUAAAGUGAUUUUCUAAGUAUUUCCUAACUUUAUUUUUCAAAAUGUGUAUGAAAAAAAAAUUAAAUUUAAAAAGAUUUUUACAUGUCAGAGAGUAGAGAGUUAAAAAAAUUUAAAGAAAAUGCUUCUUGGGAGAGAGAGAGAUUUGUCUAUGUUUCUAGUGCCUUUCUUGUCUUGAUUGUAUGGUCAGUAGGCAGUCUUAAAUGUUUUUAUUUAAAAUAAAGUAUUCCAUGAAAGCAGAAUUAUAUAUACUGUAUAAUUACUAAUUUUUUGCAUUUAUAGCUAAAUUAAACUGGAAAUUUGCUUAUAAUGUUGAAAUUGCCACGUGUAGGGAAAAACCUCCCACCCCACCAAAAAAAAAAAGGGUCCGACCUUGCUCACACAUUGUGGGCAGGUCAAGCUAAAAAAGUAUCACUUUAUUGUCUACUUGGUAGCUGGGUUUUAAAAAGCAAAACAGCCAUGAAUUCCUGUUUUUUAAGAAUUUUACAAACGAUCACUGAGUGAACUAUGAAUGGUUUCUCCAUGCCCUUGUCAGAGUGUUGUUGAAAAACAACAAAGAUAAUCUAUUUCUUUAAAAUAUUUGUGCAGAAACUGCAUGUAAUUCUAAGUUUCCACUCCUACCAUACAUACUGUAUGUUUGGGGAAGUCUCCUAUCCUAAACUUGCCAAUGUGCAGAACAAAAAUAGUUUUUAUAAAAAUAAAAAGAAGAAUGAAGAAGAGAAAAAUAUAUAUAUAAAUAUAUAUAUAUAUAUAUCCAUUCUGUAUUUUACGUGAAGCAGAGUUAUCUUCUGUAGGUUUUUUGUGUAUUCACAAGGUGAUAUUUGUAUUGUAAAACAACAAUGGUGAAGGAAAAUAAAAAAGGCUUUUGAAAAAUGUAGUUUCCCUUAUCUUCUUAAUAUUCAGUUGCAAUUUAAAGCUGGGUUUAUUCUUCCAAACCUUGCCUUUAAGUUGAUGUUAUUGCACUGUAGGCCAUCCUGUAUGGAAACUGCAUUGAUGUGGAAUUGCUGUUGGGCAAAACAGUGCCUUAUGUGAAAUAAAUGCUAUGCAAUCGAUGCCGAGCGGGCGGGAGGAGCCUUCCUGGGAGCCAUCUCCAGGCCUUGAAAAAUCUACCCUGCAACUGCUGGGAUGCAGCACAGGGCAGGGUGGGCAUCCCUUCCCCCAGGAGCUGCCAGUGCUGGCCCCUGGACACCAGAAAAAAAAAGAGAAGAGAAGCCAAUUUCUGCGCGUCCGUGGUGGUGAAAAUGACUUUUUUUUCCUCAUUUCCUUUUUUUUUUUUUUGUUGGGGAUGUUUUAUCUCUGCCUCUCUGCCCUGUUCCUCAGCCUUGGCCAAAACCCUGGAGAGCUGGUGGGGUGCUGCUUCUGCUGCUCUGCCUGGGGAUGCUGACCAGGGGCAGCUCAUUCCUUAUCAGUUCUGUCCCCCUGGGAGGGAGGGAAGGAGGGAGGGGUUCCGUGGCCAAGCCCUUUGCAACAGCAUUUGCAGAGCUGGGUGGGAAUUCAGGGCUCAGCUCUGCCAGCUCUGCCUUCAAUUCACGGCUUUUUGGGGCUAAAAGUCGGUUUUUCAACAGUCCAAGCCCAGCCCAGCUGGUUUUUGAGCUGAUUUUUGAGAGAGUUGGCGCUCCCAGACGUAACCCGAGGAGUAGAUUUUUCAAGACCUGGCAUCACGCACAUCCGAACCAUUGACAUAAGUAAAUGUAUGGAUAUAUAUGCACAUGACAUUAAAUGGAAUCUGCUCAA
Molecule: messenger RNA, 4668 nt
Organism: Pyrgilauda ruficollis (rufous-necked snowfinch)
Lineage: Eukaryota; Metazoa; Chordata; Aves; Passeriformes; Passeridae
Gene: SGMS1
Product: sphingomyelin synthase 1
Exons: 9
Coding region: 1068-2303 (411 amino acids)
Biological process (GO): sphingomyelin biosynthetic process; ceramide biosynthetic process
Cellular component (GO): Golgi membrane; endoplasmic reticulum membrane
Molecular function (GO): sphingomyelin synthase activity; protein binding; ceramide cholinephosphotransferase activity
Source: RefSeq, a predicted model, not a curated record